Glycine soja is the source of this 1451-nucleotide messenger RNA. RefSeq names its product GDSL esterase/lipase At4g16230-like. Lineage: Eukaryota; Viridiplantae; Streptophyta; Magnoliopsida; Fabales; Fabaceae. Bases 109 to 1218 code for a protein of 369 amino acids. The record is from RefSeq and is a predicted model, not a curated record. Gene Ontology annotation, molecular function: hydrolase activity, acting on ester bonds. The transcript has 5 exons.
UUGUCACUUGUGCUGUUGUGCACCUUCUAGCAGUUAGUUAUAGACAAAAAAACAGAGGGACCCUGCUUCAAAAUUUCAUUGUAUAGAUUGUUUGUUCUAUAUUUUCUAAUGGGUAUCAAGUUGAAUAGACCAGUCACUGUUGAGAUUUUGUUUCAAGUUUUUAUAGUCCUAUCCUUGUUUAGGAUUACAACUUCGGUUUUACAACCAGCAAAUUUUGUCUUCGGAGAUUCUCUUGUCGAUGUGGGGAACAACAAUUACAUUGCUUCCCUCUCAAAGGCUAAUUAUGUUCCUUUUGGAAUUGACUUUGGAAGACCAACAGGGAGGUUCACAAAUGGAAGAACCAUUGUUGACAUUAUAGGUCAAGAAAUGGGUAUUGGUUUUACCCCACCUUACUUAGCACCCACUACAGUUGGACCAGUGAUUUUGAAAGGUGUCAACUAUGCUUCUGGGGCAGGUGGAAUCCUCAAUCUCACUGGAAAGCUCUUUGGUGACCGAAUCAACUUUGAUGCACAGUUAGAUAAUUUUGCUAAUACAAGGCAAGACAUCAUCUCCAACAUUGGUGUUCCUACGGCUCUCAAUCUAUUCAAAAGGUCUAUAUUUUCAGUAGCAAUGGGUUCCAACGAUUUCAUUAAUAACUAUUUAGCACCAGCAGUCUUAAUUUACGAGAAGAAUUUGGCAUCUCCAGAACUCUUUGUGACCACCUUAGUGUCAAGGUUCAGAGAACAGCUCAUUAGGCUAUUCAAUCUAGGUGCCAGGAAAAUUAUUGUGACAAAUGUGGGGCCUAUUGGGUGUAUACCAAGUCAGAGGGAUAUGAACCCAACUGCGGGUGAUGGCUGUGUCACUUUCCCCAAUCAGCUAGCACAGUCAUUUAAUAUCCAGUUGAAGGGCCUCAUUGCAGAGCUCAAUUCAAAUCUGAAGGGUGCAAUGUUUGUUUAUGCAGAUGUCUACAACAUUUUAGGAGACAUACUCAACAAUUACGAAGCAUAUGGUUUUGAGAACCCAUAUUCCUCUUGUUGUUCCAUGGCUGGGCGAUUUGGAGGUUUGAUUCCCUGUGGUCCUACUUCGAUCAUUUGCUGGGACAGAUCCAAGUAUGUGUUUUGGGACCCUUGGCAUCCUACUGAUGCUGCAAAUGUUAUCAUAGCUAAGCGCCUCUUGGAUGGAGAAAAUAACGACAUUUUCCCAAUGAAUGUUCGCCAACUCAUUCAAUAUUUGACCUGAUUCUUCUGCUAAUAUGAGUGUUUGAGGGUUGUUUGGAUAUAGUAUUAUGAGAUAUACUACAUUUUGGGUUGAGAGUAGGGAAUAUGUUUGUUGAUUGAUGUGGUUGUUAGUGCAGGGUACCCCUGCAGCUAGGAAAUGUCAAAUGUGUGCCUUACUAGUGAUUAAUGCACAGGCGAGUUUAAAAUGUAUCAGUGAAACUCGUGAUUAACAAUGAAAAGCAUGCAUUUUUAUAA